Microtus ochrogaster (prairie vole) is the source of this 4826-nucleotide messenger RNA. RefSeq names its product transmembrane protein 196 (gene Tmem196). The record is from RefSeq and is a predicted model, not a curated record. Lineage: Eukaryota; Metazoa; Chordata; Mammalia; Rodentia; Cricetidae.
UGCAAACGUAUAGAGUUUGGGACCCUGAGUUUGGGUUCAGGGGCGGAGCGAACAAGAGGACAGCAAGAGUAUUGUUCCAAGACCCACAAAUACAUUAGGAUUUUUCUUCCUCCAUUAGUCGCCUAAGCCCCAAUGAGGUCAUAGCGAUGAGAGAGAAUCAGAUUAAGAAAGAGGACAACGACGGAGGGGGAAAAAAAGACAAUCAGUCACGGUUGCUUUAUCUAGCCACAAACAAAUGCUAGAAAUGUGGUGCUGAGUAUCAUCCACCUGCUCUGCCUGGAGACCUAGGAAUUCACAGAAGCACUUUGCACUGCCAGGAAAACAAAGAAGAGGAGGCGAGAGGACUGGCGGAGAAGGAUUGUGAGUUUAGGAAGCUAAGCUCGCUUCCUCCGCUGGGAAACAGAAGGAAGCCUGAGAGGUGCCGGGAGCUCCUGGGAGGCGAGAACCUAGACACAGCAGAACUCUGGACAGCGCCUUGAGAGCAGCCUGGGUUCACAUUCGGCUCCCCAGAGCCCAGUUUCCGGUGUUGGCUUCUGGACUCCCACCGAUCGCCGGCGGUUGCUGUUUGAACGUACCAGGGGUUGGAGCAGCUCUUUCUGGCCUGGCCGCAAAAACGGUUUUCUGGCUCUGGAAAUCCAGACCUUGUGAUUUUGGUGGUGAAGAGAGAAAAGUUUGAAGAUUUGGACUGUGGUAGGGGGUGGAAGGGGCUAAGGAGGACUUUGGAAGAAAGAAAUUGGAUGAUUGGCUUCUUUCUCUGAGCUGGAAGGAAUGAUGACCCAAGGAGGAUGUGCACCAGCAGCCAGAUCAUUGGGAGCCUCUUAGUGCUCUCUGUGCUGGAGAUAGGGCUGGGAGUGUCCAGCGUUGCCGUGGGGGCAGUCAGCUUCAGCCUGGCCCUCCGAGAGCAGACACCGCAGCUUGGAGACUCGUCCCCGGUAUGGAGCGGGGUGUGUUUUCUUCUUUGUGGCAUAUGUGGAAUACUGUGCGCCAAAAAAAAAUCAGGACUUGUUAUGAUCCUCUUUUCAGCUUGUUGUAUCUGUGGGCUCAUUGGUGGCAUCCUGAAUUUUCAGUUUCUUCGGGCAGUCACAAAGAAGACUUCAUCAUUGUACCCACUGCACCUCGCUUCCAUGUCUCUGGCAUGUAUUGGCAUCGGGGGAUGUACUCUGUCUUCCUGGCUCACAUGUCGUCUAGCCAGCUAUGAGCAAAGGAGAAUGUUCUCAGAAAGGGAACAUUCCCUGCAUCAUUCUCAUGAGAUGGCUGAGAAAAGAUUGAGAGCUAUUGAAAUAACCGACUUGCCCAGCUGUCCAAUGGUGCCCCUGACACCAGAGUUACCUACAAGAAACCUUCCCAACAGAAACAAAAUGGAAAUGAGUAUCAAGCAGAAGAAUAUGAAACCAGGAGUUUUCACUUGAAAUGUUUUUGCUGUCCUUCAGAAAGUCAACUUGAAGUAUAGAAUCUUCAAUCUUCAAUAAAGGACAAUUUUGCUUAUAUAUAUAUAUAUAGCUAAUUAUAUAUAGAUAAUAUAUUAUCUAUAAUACUAUUAUAAAUGUUAAUGGGACUCUGAUCUCAAGACUUCUUUUCAUAUAAUGAAGGACCUAAUAGCUAAUGAAUAGGGGCUGGCAAUGUGGCAUAGUUGGUAGAGUGGUUACCUAGCAGCUCAAGCAUCUUACUGACAGGCAAAUGACACAUGCCUGGGUUACUCCCACUCCAAAUAUGUGCAUGAGGAUUAUAAAUUUAAGGCCAUUCCCCAGGUACAUAGUAAUUUCUUCAAAGUAUUGGCUAUAUCAGACCUUGUCUAAAAAUCAACCAACAAACCAACUUAACAAACAAACAAAAACAGUCAAUAAGUUAUAUGAAUUUAAAUAACCUAAAAUUUAAAUAUUUUCUAUAAUUGCAAAUGAAUCUCUCUAUGUUACUAUUUCAUGUCUGUGUAUUUACAUCUUCACAAGCACAUUUUUGUUAUUUCUUAGUAACAAGAACAUUAAAACAUGCCCCACGUUUUCAUUGUCCCCGUUGCUUUUUCUGUGUAAAUGAUGUCAUUAAAAACAAUUUCCUGUCUAGGCAUGAUGAUUUACACCUAGAAUAUCAACAUUCAGAAAACUGAGGCAGAAGGAUUGCAAGUUUGAAACAACUCUGAGGUACACUCAAGUUUUACAUCAGUCUGGGCCACAUUUCUAAACCCUUUUCAAAACAAAUAUCUGUCUCACUGUGAAUGUCUUUCAGUUUAUAAACAAAAGGCUCCACAGUUUUUAUUUUUUCUAUAAACACCUGUAGAAUAUUUUGACAUUUUGUUGAUGUGAUUGGCAGAGCAGCUGUGUUUUUGGCAAAACCUGGUCAAUUAGGCAUCUUCUUUCUGGGUUAGUUAAUUCCAAAAGUGAGUUGAAGUAAAGAGGGGAAAUAUGGGCAUGUGAAAAGAUAGUGUAUACCUUGUGUAUAUAAUCCUGGGCUGUCACUUCAAAAUUUUCAUGUGAUUUAAGACUCCACUAAAUUUUAUUUCCUAAAUCACAACAACAGUAUCAAUCAUCGUCCUUCCCCGCAAAAUGCUCUUCAAUGACUUGUAAUCUCUGCUUUACUACUAAGCCUAUCAAUGUCUUACUCUGAGGUGAGUUUUAAUUCGUUCAUAUUAUUUUGCUAACAGGAAAUGACAGAGAACAUGAGCAAUGGAGGACCACAGCCGAUAUUUAAUGGAAGAGUACAAUCAAUGUUUUAAAGAAGUGAAAAAUUUUCAGGUUGUUCAUGAAGUAGGAGAGGUCGAAGUCUUGGGAGCUGCAGUUAAAACUUUUGUUGCAUUUACAGUUAUUUCUCCUGAGCAUCCACUAAAAUUAUUCCUUCUCAAUUUUGCCUCAUAUACCAUCAGCCUUUUCUAUAGGGUAAAAACUUUCCAGAAACAUUGUAGAUUUUAGUCUCUUCAGAAGUUGUUCUGAAAAAGACUCUUCCAGAAAACUAAAUGAAACAGCUAUGAUAACUACUAUACACAAACAGCUUUUGACUAGCAUGAGCUUUUAUGAAUAAUUCAAAAGUAAACACAUAAAGAACUAACAAUAACAUAUUGAUGUCUUUGUUUUGAAAGACUACUGACUUCAAUUAUAUUAAGAAUCAAAGCCUCAGUAAUGCCUUGUUGUAACAUUGUAAUUAAUUUCAAUUUGUGAAUGAACUACAUUUCAUAGUUUAUUUGUAAACUACAAAAGGUGCAGCAUAAAAGGUGAAAUUUUAGUGAAAGAAUAUUAAUCUGUAUGAUAUUUUUGCACUUUUGCACAAAUUAAAAUAUUGUUCAAGACAAAUAAGUAUGUUUUCACCAUACUGUAUAGAUUCAUCUGCAUGUUCAUGAGAUAACUUAAAAACAAAAUAUGUGUUAUACAUAGAUGUAAAUAUACUGUAAAUAUAGAAAAUACAUGCAGCAUAUAUUUAUAGCUACAUGAAUGUAAAUAGAAAAUAGUAAAUAAGUUGUGUGGGUAUGAAGGUAGUCUAUCAGUUAUAGGAAGAACAUCAAUCAAAGAUUUACAAGACUAUAAGGUCACAGACUUAGUUUCUACUCUUUCUGUCCAUUUUCUUCUUUUUGUUAAGUAUAUCGUAUGUAGAUAGAAUUGUGGCUUACAUUUAUAGAGCUGAAUGACUUGAAUACUGAAUCAUAAAUUACAUAGUUAUUGGGCAUAUUACUGUGAUCAUGGUGUUUAUAUAAAAGUAAUUUUCAAUAUUUAUUUAUAAAUAUAACUUUAAUCUUAUAUAUCUAUAUUUAUAAACAAAAGUUAUUAUUUAGGAUUAUUCUUGAUAUGUUAAUUUCAAAUAACAUUCAUCUGAAUUUAAUUAUACAGAAGGAAAGAUAAUUUACUACCCUACAAGAAGUUACUACUAGAUUUGUUAUAUUUUAUUUAAGUUUCUUGUGUCCUUUGAUGAUUAAUAUAAAAUAAUACAGACUGGUCAUAUUUGGGCAGGUGUAUAUUGAAAGCAUCUGAUGGUAUUCUCAGUAUAAGAAAAUUGAAAGAUAAACUGACAUUCAUAUAGCUAGAUUCAAAUCUUCUCUUCCACAAUGGAACAAUAAAAUAACAACACAAUAUGUAUAAAUGAGUAAAUAGCAUGGAUUUCAAGAUGUUUCUGAAAAUUAAUUUCUGCCAACCUCCAAAGUAAUAUUUUAAAAUAAGUAACACUUCAAUAUAUAUUUUUAUUACUUGCCAAAACUAAAUAAAUUUUGACUCAUUUUUAUGAGUUAUUCAAUUGCAGGAAACUUCAUACCUUUAUUGCUCAGCAUAAGAAAAGAUUACAAUCACAAGAAAGACAGGAGCUUUUAUUGUGCUAACAAAACAGCAAUAAUGUGGUCUAUGAGCCUUUGGCAAGGCUGUUGAAUUUAACUCCUCAGAAAAUUAUGACUGAACAGAAAUAGCUUCCCUCUACUUGUGUUUCGGUAUAGUUUUGACUCUUCCCACAAUUGUUUGGAUACUUCAUCUUCUGGUAUAUUGCAGAAAGUGUCCAUAGAGUCAAUCUUAAAUAAUGAAUAAGUAUCAUAACUAUUCAUUUCAUGCCACAUAUAGACCUAUUUCUCACUAACUAUCUAAACUGUAAAAUGUGGAGAUCUCAUGUAUUUUAACAAAUUGAGGCAGGAGAUAGCUUCAUCUUUAAGUGAGAAACAACUGGCUCUAACUUUGGUAGCAUUUCUCAGAAUCAAAAUACAUCAAUACAUUUAAUGUCAUUUGAACUUAUUUUUAAAAGCACAUAUUAAAAGAUCAAAAUGUGGUAUCCCUGCUUUGAAACACAGUUAAGAAGAGAUACAAAAGCCGGGCGGUGGUGGCGCACGCCUUUAAUCCCAGCACUUCGGAGGCAGAGUCAGGUGGAUC